Odontomachus brunneus is the source of this 3079-nucleotide messenger RNA. RefSeq names its product P protein. The transcript has 17 exons. The coding region runs from base 197 to 2650 and encodes 817 amino acids. Lineage: Eukaryota; Metazoa; Arthropoda; Insecta; Hymenoptera; Formicidae. The record is from RefSeq and is a predicted model, not a curated record. Gene Ontology annotation, cellular component: membrane. Gene Ontology annotation, biological process: transmembrane transport.
CUGCGCGUAAAAUGUAAAUAGUACUUGACCUCUCGCAAGGUGCGAGCACAGUUUUUCCGAUCGGCAGUAUCGUCAGUAUUGUCGUAAUUAUAGCGAUACUACACAUGCGAUUUUGAUGUGAAUGGAAAACACGAAUUGGAAGAUUGGUAGAUUCACAUAAGGAUUACAACAAGAAGCCUCAAAUUACUCUAAAUAAAUGGCGCAAAUCGACACGAGCGGAGAUGAAUCGGACCUGCCGACUCCGAGCUGUGUUAGGAAGACUCGCCACCGUAGUCACAGUCGUGGCAGCCCAGUUACACCCUCGUCGAUCACGAGCUCCGUGAUAUUCGGGCAAAUCCCCGAAGAGGUGCUGCGCGUAUGGAGUCAACUACCGGAGGCGGUUCGCCUGGAUCCCAGCCUGGCGGGUUUUCAGCGGGUAUACGACCGGGUCAAUCAGAUUACGGAGGAGAAAUCUCAGGAUAAUUCGAAGCAAGACUACCUGGUUGUGAACAUGUCUCUUGGCAGACAACCCGCGGUAUCACUCAGAGUUCCGAAUAUAUACAACUUCAACGAGGGAAGCAACGGACUAGAUACGCAAGCGAUCCAGGAUACUAAGCAAAAGGCAUGCCGUUACAUAAAAUUAACCGCGCUACUCUGCUGUUGGCUGUUAUUUACGAUAAUAUUAAUGUUCAAGAGCGAGAAGAUUGAGACGAUGCAUCAGAUUUCGAUUCCAAGCGAGAAAGACAUAAAUUACGAAGUUUACGAGCACGUCACAGGCAAACGGAUCAAACUGACGGUGCAAGGCUCAUUGUUGCCUGCAGUGAAGAACGAACAGAAUCUAUCUACGCCUCACUUGAUGAUAUGGCUGGAGUUUUUGACACGAAAAAAUCACUGCGACGGGUUCUUCUACUGUGGAUCAAAAGAAGUCAAGUUGCAGAAUGUGAGCGACAUGUGGACCUUGAACGUACCGCCUGAACAUUUGAUGGAUGUUUUCCUCGAUCAAAGGCACGAGAAGAUAUUCGAGAUAAAAGGGGUCGACGACGAGACAUUAUCGCACAGUGUGAUGUCCAUCAACUUUCGUACGGACUUAAAGUCCAGUCUUCCGAUCUACAUAAGUUACGACUUGUCCUCACCGAACAGCAACGUGGGUAUAAUAUGCGCCGUUUUGGUACUGGUAGGCUUGUACAUCUUGAUCAUCUUCGAGAUUGUGCACAGAGCUCUGGCGGCUAUGCUGGCGUCCACCAUGUCCGUCGGGAUAUUGGCAGUUUUGAAUGAGCGACCGACCAUGGCCCAGUUGGUCUCUUGGAUAGACAUGGACACUCUUCUACUGUUGUUUUCCAUGAUGAUCCUCGUUGGCGUCAUCGCUGAGACCGGCAUAUUCGACUGGCUGUCGGUCUACGCUUAUAAGAUAUCCGGCGGCAAGAUGUGGCCGUUAAUUAACACCUUGUGCUUCUUCACCGCGUUCAUCUCGUCGUUCCUGGAUAACGUGACGACGGUGUUGCUGAUGACUCCUGUGACCAUCAGGCUGUGCGAGGUGAUGGAGUUGAAUCCGGUUCCGAUCUUGACUGCCAUGGUGGUCUACUCCAAUAUUGGGGGCGCGAUAACGCCGAUCGGUGACCCGCCCAACGUCAUCAUCUCUUCCAAUCGAGACGUUAUAGAAGCUGGAAUCAAUUUCAGCACGUUCUCGUUACACAUGAGCAUCGGAGUGAUUCUGGUGCUGAUCGUAGUCACCGCGCAAUUCCGCUUCAUCUAUCGAGAUGUAGCUGUUCUGAGAUUCGACGUGCCGCAGGAUGUGCAGGAAUUGAGACACGAGAUCGCUAUUUGGCAACGAGCAGCGGCUAGUCUGUCCAGCUAUAGCAAGGACGAAAACGUGGUGAGGGAGACGUUGCUGAAGAAAGCCCAGCGUCUGCUGUCGCGACUCAAAUCGAAAGCAAUGACGGGCAGUGUGGCGUUGAAGAAUUACCGGACUACCCUCGACGAAUUGCAGGAAAAGUACCCUAUCAGAGAUAAAUGGUUGCUGGCGAAAUCGGGGUUCGUGCUGAUGUUCGAGAUGACGCUCUUCUUCCUGCACAGCGUGCCUGAUUUGAAACUGUCUCUAGGCUGGACCGCUCUCAUCGGCAUCUUGCUGCUCCUGAUAUUAGCCGACAGUGAGGACCUGGACGGUCUCAUGGCGCGUGUCGAGUGGAGUACCCUAGUAUUCUUCGCGUCGCUGUUUAUUCUUAUGGAAUGUCUCUCGCGUUUAGGCUUCAUCGACUGGAUCGGCAAGCAGACGGAGACGAUCGUUCUGUCAGUCAACGAAGAGUCUCGAUUGGCGGUUGCCAUACUGUUGCUGCUCUGGGUGUCGGCAUCGGCGAGUGCCUUCCUUGACAACGUGCCGCUCACCACCAUGAUGGUGAGGAUCGCCACGAAUUUAGCGCAGAAUCAUGAGCUCAACUUGCCCUUACAACCUUUGGUGUGGUCCUUAGCAUUUGGCGCUUGCAUGGGAGGAAAUGGAACUUUGAUUGGAGCUACCGCCAAUGUGGUUUGCGUGGGCGUCGCGGAGCAACACGGGUACAAAUUCAGCUUCAUGCAGUUCUUUAAGGUAGGGUUUCCUAUCAUGAUAACGAGUACUCUGACGAUAAUGAUUUAUCUGAUGAUCGCUCAUGUUAUGUUCAACUGGAACGGAACGUAGACUAAGUUCCGAAAACGUGUCAAUAAGAAGAUAUCUUUUAAAAUGGAGAACCAUAUACUGGAUAUCGCGCGCACACUUUUUUUUUCUCACGCAGAAACGCUCAACAUGAUAAUCAUUUCAAAGCGAGACGGUCGUUACGCAACGUCGUUCGUUCUCGAAAUAAUUGUAUGGCAUACCGUGAGUUUUGAUGGGGAGAACUGUUGUUACGUAUAUGCGUAUACGCGAUCCGAGUAUUUAUUAUAUGCGUUAAACAUACGUAUAAUUUUAACAUAUACUUUCUUAUGUUUCAACAAGUAUAUUCGUGUACAAUUGCAAAAAAAAUUGAAACAGUUCCUACGCACACACGUUAUGAUGUUACACAGAAAAUCGAUCAAUCGUGUAGUAUAUUGUAUAUAUCGAAUUUCAUAUGCAUUAAAUUGUUCCUUCGAA